GAUGUUUGAAAACUAAAAAUUAUUUAAUUGGAAUUUAUUUAGGGAUUUUUUUUACAAUGGCUAUUAUAUAAUGCAUAGCUACGUUCUCUGAGCUUAGCGAUCAAUCCUGAUUCCUUAUAAAAAUUCGUUUUAGUGUUUCCGGCAGCAAACUACUUAGAUAACUACUGCGCUAGCAAGUGGAUGAACGCUAGCACGACGAUGAACUUUCGAAUUUCGGGACAGAGGAAGGAAUAAAGGAUGGCGCGAUUUUCCCAGGAGUAUAAAUCGAAUGGAGAUGCAAGCUACGACGACGAAGGAAGACGGAUGGCUAGACGGAUAGAUCGACAUCGAAAGCCCGAAAGAAGGGGGGAGAGGAAGAGAAUGGCGAGAGACGGCGAUGAAGGCGCAGACUAUGGCACCGAAGUCAGGGGUUGAUGUUUUAAGCGAUCAAGGAAAUGAACUUCCUCGAAGGCCUGUCGCGACGGUUGUGGCCGCAAAAGUACGAGCACCUGACCGGGCAAUUUUUCAGCCAGGUGCUGGCGGAGGAAUGCAGAAAAGCGGGACUUCCGGCGAACACUUUCGAGCGUGACCCGCCGGAAGACGCGGCCGAACAUUCGCCGAUCCCUUUGAAAGCUUCACCAACCUUCCCUAGGACGACAUCCGCCCAGAUCGGCCAUCGUUCAUCUCGCACAGAAUACAGCCUGGAAUUCGUGGGCCGUCUCUAUAUCUCGCCAAGAUGGACGAUCGAUCCUCCCGUGGAAACCGCAGAAUUGCGCGCGACGCAACAAAAAUUUAUUUUUCUAGGUUGAAAGAAAUCUUGAUCAUCCACACGGAAAGAACGGUUGUGCUGAAGUAUUUAAGAAUUUAACUAGAUAUACAGAUUUGAAAAUAAUUUUGUUGGACCAUCAAAAUAAUUAUGUAGAACACUCAAAUUGAUUGCUUAAAAUGUCAACAAUUUUUUACAGCGUUAUCAUCAUACUUCAGUGACCUACUAUAAUUAUUUUGAUGGUGCAACAAAAUUAUUUUCAGAUCCGCAUCUAGCUAAAUUUUUAUAGAUAGUAUCUUUAUCAAAACCGUUCUUUCCGUGCAUAAAUGGCGUAUCAAUAUACAUUUGAAAUUGUGUAUGGUUUUUUGUAUAGUUUUUUUAACGAGCAAGUAAGAGGAUAGAAAAAUAAUCUGCGUUAUUAUAAUUUAUUAUUCUAAUAAUAUGUAGUAAUAUUUCAACACGCUUUCUGUGGUGGCGAUAUUCACUGAUGCCAAUAUAAUACUGAAAAUCUAUAAUAUAGUGUACGUGACGUAAACUAUAGAUUUUCAGUACUGGCAGUGAAUAUCGGAACGCAGCCAAUAUUUCAAACAGAUAUCCUUACAUUUUCUAUCUUUUCGUGUUAAAUAUUAUUAGCAAAAAUAGCUUUUGCGCGAAACUAUUCUGAGAUUGUAUUAAAAUAGUUUAAGAUAAAUCAAUUAUAUCAUCAACUUAAUUAUAUCAUUGAUUUAAUUGUACCAUUAUAAGUGCUAAAACCCGUUGACCUUGCGUGAAUUUUCAUAGUCAUCAAGUGACCAAGACUAAUUGAAGAAUAUUGACAUUAACGACAGUUUUUAGUUCAUAAAAAUUUCAUAGAAAUAUAUAAAUAUAGUAUUCCGUAGAUGUAUACAUUUACGGAAUUAUAAAACAUUAAAAUUAUAAAUAUUAAAAUUAGUACCUGCUACCAUAUAGAUUAAAUCUAAAACAGACUAUCCGAAUUUACGUAUGAUUAAUGUAUAAAAACUGUUGACAAUAUCAAGCGUACAUGGAAAAAAAAGAUUAGCUACUGUAGCAA
Messenger RNA from Temnothorax curvispinosus, 1796 nucleotides. RefSeq lists its product as uncharacterized. The coding region runs from base 435 to 788 and encodes 117 amino acids. NCBI's taxonomy places the organism in Eukaryota, Metazoa, Arthropoda, Insecta, Hymenoptera, Formicidae. The transcript is spliced from 3 exons. The record is from RefSeq and is a predicted model, not a curated record.